Sus scrofa (pig) is the source of this 2485-nucleotide messenger RNA. Its product is annotated as olfactory receptor 8S1-like. Gene Ontology annotation, biological process: G protein-coupled receptor signaling pathway. Gene Ontology annotation, cellular component: membrane. NCBI's taxonomy places the organism in Eukaryota, Metazoa, Chordata, Mammalia, Artiodactyla, Suidae. The record is from RefSeq and is a predicted model, not a curated record. Gene Ontology annotation, molecular function: G protein-coupled receptor activity; olfactory receptor activity.
UAGGGUACAGUUUCUAGGUCUGCCCUUCAUGAAAAUGCCAUAUGCAAGAUUUUUCACUCUUCAGCUUUUAUUUGUAGGAUAAUAAAUUUCUCCAAAGUUUGAGGAAUUUCUAGCACUAGUAAGUAGGGCUCCAUUUAGAAAUGAGUAAAAAAUGGAAGGGACCUUUCUUUUUGCUGCCCUCCAAAAUUAUAAUGGGUGAUUCUCUGUAUGUAUUUAAUGACUUGAUUUCCAGUGUCUCCUGGCAACAAUGGGAUAUUCUCAGGAUGAAUCCAGGUUGCUGUAGCUAGAGCUACAGUGUUGAGUGAAAGGGAAAAAAAUAAUAAUAGGAAAUUAUUAUAAUGCCCACAUAAGAGGAGUGUUGAGAUUUUUAGAAAUAAUAUGCACAACUCAUGCUUUUAUUUUCCUUUUUAGAAAUCAAGAAAGAGCUCUCUGUCCAACAGGAAUUUUCAACUCCAUCUUAACAGUGAAUUCUCACACUGACAUUCAGACUUAGUCAUCUUCUGGAUCACUGGAUAUAAAAAAGUUUUUAAUUCUGUGUUAGUUAUUGCUCAACUAGGUGAGAAAUAUGAAUCUCAUUUCUAAGAAUAGCCCUAAUUCUGGGCAUUGUCUGGAUAAACAUGGGAGAGGACUCAAGUCCUUUAAGAAACUGAGUGUGUGGGUCUUGCAGUGUGAACAUGAGAGACAGAGCAGGACGGGAAGGGUCGAGGUGAUGGAGUCAUAGUGUUGAAGGGUUAUCCUGAGUCUGGUUGUAAGUUGGAAUAGAGAAUAGAGGAAAAGAAGGCCAAACUUGAGAAAGUUAUGGAUGGCCUAUAUUUACAAAUGGCACGAAGGCACAGGCAAGGGCUGAUUGUAGUGCAAUCUGCAUAGAUUGUACAUGCUGGGCAUGGAGAUUGUGAGCAGAGUAUGUUCCCAUCUUGGUCAGCAGUUUCCUGUGAUCAGUUAUAUGACAUCUGGGAUAUGUCUAUGCUGUUUUCGCUCUAAUUAAUUCCCUUUCUCCCCACUCUGCAAAUCUCCAGCCACUGCCCCUCUUCACUUUCCAUUAAUGACCGUAUUUAAAAAUUUAGUGAAAAACAAAAGCCAUUAGGUGAGAACUGCUUCCUUCCUAAUGCCAAAUCUCCUGGCUUCAUGCACAUUUGAUGAAGGAAACCCUCUCCCACCUUUGGCCUUGCUCUGCUUCUACUCUGAGACCCAACUGCUUUUGGAGACAUCAUUUCUGCAAUUUUCUCUUAUUCUUCCUGCAAUUUUCCCUUCUCUACUAGUUUAUUCUCAACAGUUUACAAACAUCCAACAGUAAUUUUUAAUAAUGAAACAAUAACAAACUCUAAUACAUUAAAGAAAGAACAGUCAUGGUGGUAAGGGAGUUGAUCUAGGGUUGGGAUCCCACAGAAAAGAUUCUUAUAGGUUUGGUAAAUCUAGAAACUUAGGGAAGUUUGUCAUUUUGGAACAUAAAUUUUUGAGCAGGCAUGAAACUUUGUGAAUGGAGAGAGUUAAUACACGUAGGUAUAUGUUAGACCUAGGAAGAGACUUCACUUGAUUUUCUUCUUGCAUUCCAAAGACAACACUGAAGGCAAUGGGAAACCACAGCGUUGUCUCAGAGUUCAUCCUCCUUGGACUGUCUGCUGACCCCCAAAUCCAGGCUCUGCUCUUUGUACUGUUCCUUGUCAUUUACAUCCUAACCCUGAUGGGGAACCUGAUGCUGCUGCUGGUGAUCUGGGUGGAUUCCCAGCUCCACAUCCCCAUGUACUUUUUCCUGGGACAGUUGUCCUUCCUAGAUCUCUGCCACUCCUCUGUCACUGUGCCCAAGCUGUUGGAGAACCUCCUGUCAGAGAAGAAAACCAUCUCAGUAGAGGGCUGCCUCGCUCAGGUGUUCUUUGUGUUUGCCAGGGGCACCGAAUCCUGCCUACUCACGGUCAUGGCCUAUGACCGCUUUGUUGCCAUCAGCUCCCCUCUGCUCUAUGGCCAGGUGAUGAAUAGACAGCUGUGUAUGGGGCUGGUGUGGGGCUCCUGGAGCUUGGCUUUUCUGGAUGCUCUCAUCAAUAUCCUUGUAGCUCUCAAUUUAGACUUCUGUGAGGGUCAGAAUAUCCACCACUUUAGCUGUGAGCUGCCCUCUCUCUACCCUUUGUCUUGCUCUGAUGUAUCUGCAAGUUUUACUGCCCUGCUCUGCUCCAGCCUCCUACAUUUCACUGGAAAUUUCCUCUUGAUAUUUUUCUCCUAUGUUCGCAUUUUGUUCACCAUCCUGAGCAUCAGCUCCACAAAAGGCAGAAGUAAGGCCUUCUCCACCUGCUCCUCCCACCUCACUGCUGUGGUCUUCUUUUAUGGCUCAGGUUUACUCCGAUAUCUCAUGCCAAAUUCAGGAUCCACUCAAGAGUUAAUCUUCUCCUUGCAGUACAGUGUGGUCACUCCCAUGCUGAAUCCCCUCAUCUACAGCCUGAAGAACAAGGAGGUAAAGGCAGCUGUGAGAAGAACAUUGAGAAAACGUUUCUAG